AUGAUGACCCCAUAUAGGGGUAGAGGCCGCGGUUAUGGCCGUGGUGGGAGAGUGAGUAUCAAUAUGUUACCCCAGCCAGAAUCAAACAUUCCUCUAAUAGGGGAUUGGAAUACUGUCUACAAAGGCAGAAAAAUGCAACAAUUACCUGCAUCUUCAGCAAAAAAGGAAGAUAUUGCUUCCUCUUCCUCUAAUAAAACUACAUCUUUCAAGGAAGUUGCGGUUAAUAAUCCACCUCAAGAACAAAUGGAUUAUUUUGAAAAUCCAGUAACUGAGAAAAUCAUGUAUAUUGAUGAUGAAGGUAUUAAGAUAAAUCCAAAUGAUGGUUGGUCUAUCAAAACUAGAUACCUCGAAUCAAGAGGAUAUCCAGGUCUUCAUGGAAAAUCUAGGCACAACCUAGAAAUUCUCCCGACUGUUACCGAAUCGGUAACAAUUACUCACCAUUACCAAAACAAUAAUCCUGAAAGUUUUAUAAACUUCAGUAAAUGUCACAUUAACAAAAUUUUGUUACCAAGAGAAUGGGGUCUCACCCCAAAUGCUGAAAAGGCAAUAAGAAUUGCAGAAGGAAAGUAUAUUUACUUUAAUUAUUGGGACUAUGUCCAAGCUUUCACUCAAGCUUUUUAUUACCAAAAUCCCAAGAACAAGCAUUCUUGGUUUUUCUCUAUUAAUCAAGAGAUGGUUAAUAAACCCAUACCAAAUUGGUUUUAUGAAUGGUGGGCUAAAUUUGGUCCAUCUUUGGAGAUUCUUCCUAAAGAAAUUCUUAACUUAUACAAUCCAUGGUGUGAUAAUAGUCCACUUAUUGUAAAAAAUUUAUCUGAUAAUUUAAUCACUGGACAAUGUCCAUUAUUGUUCUUUACUAAAUUUCAGAUUCCAUGGAUAUGGAGAUGGCCAAUCACCAUAUCAAAGAACAAAUUCAACAUUCCCAUUUUAGAAAGAAAUUUCUUCUAUAAAUGGUGGAACAAGAUGAGCUCAAAGGAUGUCCAGAAUAAAAUAAAAUAA
Messenger RNA from Lathyrus sativus (Indian pea), 996 nucleotides. NCBI's taxonomy places the organism in Eukaryota, Viridiplantae, Streptophyta, Magnoliopsida, Fabales, Fabaceae. The record is from the annotation of a GenBank genome assembly.